This is a messenger RNA of Sus scrofa (pig), 2114 nucleotides long. Lineage: Eukaryota; Metazoa; Chordata; Mammalia; Artiodactyla; Suidae. The record is from RefSeq and is a predicted model, not a curated record.
AUCGCCUGACGUAGAAGGCGCGCCGGAGUGCGUGUACUGCGCUACCGGGGGCGGAACGGCUCUCGGCGGAAGUGAUCGCUGCGUGAAUCGUGGGUGUGAUGACCGCGCUUCGGCUCUAUCUAAGGCUGCUGCGAUCAUCCUCCAAAUCCAUGGCUCAGAGCCCAGUCAAGGGCGGGCCCCCCUCCAGGGGUCUGCACGCGGGGCGCGGGCCCCGAAGGCUCUCCAUCGAAGGCAACAUUGCUGUGGGAAAAUCCACCUUUGUGAAGUUACUCACGAAAACUUACCCAGAGUGGGACGUAGCUACAGAACCUGUAGCAACGUGGCAGAAUGUCCAGGCUGCUGGCACCCAAAAAGCCUGCACUAGCCCAAAUCUCGGAAACUUACUGGAUAUGAUGUACCAGAAUCCAACACGAUGGUCCUACACAUUCCAGACAUUUUCUUUUAUGAGCCGCCUGAAAGUACAGUUGGAGCCCUUCCCUGAGAAGCUCUUAGAGGCCGAGAAGGCGGUACGGAUCUUUGAGAGGUCUGUGUACAGUGACAGGUAUAUCUUUGCAAAGAAUCUUUUUGAAAAUGGUUCCCUCAGUGACGUGGAGUGGCAUAUCUAUCAGGACGGGCAUUCUUUUCUCCUGCAGGAGUUUGCCAGCCGGCUCAGAUUACAUGGCUUCGUCUACCUCCAGGCUGCUCCCCAGGAAAAGAUGGGGCAAGAAGGGAAGAGAACAAAGACUCCGCAGCCUUGGGAAUGCUGUACACUGCAUUUGGGGAUGGAGUUCACAUCUGGGAAUAAAGUGUCAGUGUUUGAAGGAACAGAGUCCUGAGUCAGUGCUUUACUCCACCUGUUCUUCCCAGGACAGAGGACACUGAGUGUGAAAGGCAGAGAGAGGAAGGCAGGCCGUUGAGGCCAAGCAGACCUUUAAGCAGAUGUCGUGCAAGGGGAAGGCGCAUGGUCUGUAGCAGGUGGGAGGCCAGUCUGGCUGAAGCAGCAAGUCCAGGGGAGGAGCUGAGGAAGCUGACAGUGGGGCAUUAGAAGGGGCAACCACACUCUGGGAAUGGCCUUGUGUGGCCGAUAAAGGAGAAGGGGACAUUCUCUGGGCCUGUCAGCAUAAGGGACUGUGUACACUCUGGAAACAGUUGGGGACCGAGAGCUCAUCUCAAGCCUCACUUUUUUACGUCUUUACCCUUGACCUACGCAGAAUUUGCAUUCUGCCCCAGAGCAGGUGUUUGAUGUGAUAGGAAAGAGAUGUUUCAAAUCGCUGACUCUUUUGUACCUGUAGUGUUGCUCCUACUUCCUUGCACUGGGGCCGAUGGCUAUGGGCAGUAAGGACCCUGAGAAGUAUUUUAAGCAAGGAGAGUGAUACCAUUACAGUCAGCCCUCCGCGUCUGCCGAUGUGGGACCCGCCCAUGUGGAGAGCCAGCCCGCUGUCACUUUAGAUGUGUAAGGGACUUGAGCCACCUUGGAUUUUGGUACCUGCAGGGGGUCCUGGGACCAGCCCACCCGCCGUUACCGAGGGACCGCUGCCUAACUCGGUGCUGUGGGAGGGUGGGCUGAGCGGGAAGACUGGGGCGAAAGACACCUUUGGCUGGGAGCUUGACAUUCUCUCUGCUGUGGAUCCUCCCAGGGACCCAUGGGGUUGAUGAAAGUGAGCAAGUGGAAGGCCACAACACCUGCACCGCUGCUGCCUGGUGAAGCUGGGGACUUAAUCCUGGACCUUCUGAUUUUGAGGCCUGUGCUCUUGCCACACGCUUCCCCGUCUCCAGGGCAGAGAGCCACAAGGCUCCUGCCCCGUACUUCAUGGGAAAGCUGGUGGGGGCCUGACCAGGGCAGAGGUGAGGGAGGGGCAAAGAAAGAACCAGCUGGAGAGAGAUUGAAGAGAAUUCAGUGACUUCCUGGAUGUGACUGGGAGAAGGAAAAAGAAGGGUAAUUCCAGGUCCCCAGGGUCCUGAAGUAAUGGGUGCCGUUCCCCUGGGAUUGAAUAAGAACACAAGGCGGCAAAGGCGAAGUCAGUGAGGUGCCCAGGGUGGACGUGGGGAGUGGGUCUGAGCGCCACUGCCCCCCACCCCAGGCUCCCCUGGAACAGCUGAGCUAACUGGUGGCUCAGCAGAGCUUGGGGGCUGUC